CGCUUUGGCAAACCAUUUGUAGCGCUCACGGGCACGCUGACUUUUUUUCUUCUUUUCUUUUUAGCCAAGUUUGAUGAAGUAGUGAUUCCAUAAAAAUGAACCCGGAGAAGCGCCACGUCCUGCUGCUGUGGAUGCUGGUCUGCUCCGGUAUGACCGAGGCGAUCGAGCCCAUCAGCACCAGCAUAGCGGUAGGCAUGGCCGCGGCUCUCACCGGGUUCUUAGCCAGCUACCAGAACAUUUUCUAUUAUUUCAACGAGUGCUGUCGACCCGAGUGGAUUUCUUUCAACAAGACAGGUUUCGAGGUUGACCUGGAAAGCAAACUGUUCGGACAGCACAUUGCAUCACGCGUCAUCCUGAAAGCUGUGAAUGGAUUCAUGAGAGAUGACAACCCAAAGAAGCCCCUGGUGCUCUCUCUGCACGGGCCGAGUGGAACAGGAAAGAAUUUUGUUAGUAAGCUGAUUGCUGCCCAUAUUUACAAGAAAGGAAUGGACAGCAGCUACGUUCAUGUGCUUACAUCUGAACUUCACUUCCCACUUCAAAGUCAAUUUGAGACCUACAAGACUCAGCUACAGCAGUGGAUCAAAGGCAAUGUCACAAACUGUGAACGCUCCAUGUUUAUCUUUGAUGAGAUGGACAAGAUGCAUCCUGGCUUGAUUGACAGCAUAAAGCCGUACCUGGGGUACCACAACAACCUGGAUGGGGUUUCCUAUCGGAAAGCCAUCUUCAUCUUUCUCAGCAAUGCUGGAGGGAAGAGCAUCACACAGACAGCUUUAGAUUUUUGGAAAGCAGGACGAGAUCGAGAAGAAAUCAAACUAAACGAUCUGGAAACAGGGCUCUCUUCAUCAGUAUUCAACAGCAAUAGUGGCUUGGGGCAUUCAGGUUUGAUUACCAAAAACCUGGUGGACUUUUUUGUCCCGUUCCUGCCUCUGGAGUACCGGCACGUCGUUCAGUGUGUCAUGGCUGAGAUGAAAGCCAAAGGACUUCAUCCAGACCAGAAGGUGGCAGACAAAGUGGCCAAAGAUUUGUUGUAUUUUCCUAAAUCUGAAAAAGUGUUCUCUGUCAGUGGCUGCAAGACGAUAUGUACAAGAUAUCACAACUACAUCUAAUGCUAAUAUCUGAUGGAUGCAUAUGAUUACCUAGCUCUGGGGAGUUUACUCCCCGGAGUCCUUAUGUUUCUUCUUUUGCAGGGAAUUGCGCAGAGCUAUGCUCUUACGAUUCCCUGAAAUGCCCAGCUGCGUCCUGUUGCAUCCUGCU
This is a messenger RNA of Perca fluviatilis (European perch), 1254 nucleotides long. Its product is annotated as torsin-1A-like. The coding region runs from base 96 to 1106 and encodes 336 amino acids. The record is from RefSeq and is a predicted model, not a curated record. Gene Ontology annotation, molecular function: ATP binding; ATP hydrolysis activity; kinesin binding. Gene Ontology annotation, cellular component: nuclear envelope; endoplasmic reticulum; endoplasmic reticulum lumen. NCBI's taxonomy places the organism in Eukaryota, Metazoa, Chordata, Actinopteri, Perciformes, Percidae. The transcript has 5 exons. Gene Ontology annotation, biological process: protein localization to nucleus; nuclear membrane organization.